UGAGGCAAGAAGAAUCACACCAGCGGCUACUGCACAAUCCCUGACAGACUAAGAAAUGAGAAAAAUAUCGAACCAUGGGACCCUGCGGGUGACGAAGGUGGCAUAUCCACUAGGACUGUGUGUGGGCCUGUUCAUUUAUGUCGCCUACAUCAGGUGGCACAGGGCCUCCGCUGCCCAGGCCUUCUUCACCAUUGCUGCGGCAGCCUCGGGGGCACGGUGGGGCCAGCAGGCCCACAGCUCCUCUGUUUCAGCUGCGCAGAGUCAUGAGGUCUUCUACGGGAUCAUGUUUGAUGCCGGAAGCACUGGCACCCGCAUACAUGUCUUCCAGUUUGCCCGGCCACCUGGAGAAACUCCCACCUUGACCCAUGAGACCUUCAAAGCACUGAAGCCUGGUCUUUCUGCUUAUGCUGAUGACGUUGAAAAGAGCACGCAGGGGAUCCAGGAGCUGCUGGAUGUUGCCAAGCAAGACAUCCCAUUUGACUUCUGGAAGGCCACCCCUCUGGUCCUCAAGGCCACAGCUGGUUUGCGCCUGUUACCAGGAGAAAAGGCUCAGAAGUUACUACAAAAGGUGAAAGAGGUGUUUAAAGCAUCACCUUUCCUGGUAGGUGAUGACUGUGUCUCCAUCAUGAACGGAACGGACGAAGGUGUCUCAGCGUGGAUCACCGUCAAUUUCCUAACAGGCAGUUUGAAAACUCCAGGAAGGAGCAGUGUGGGCAUGCUGGAUUUGGGCGGAGGAUCCACUCAGAUCACCUUCCUUCCACGGGUUGAGGGCACCCUUCAGACCUCCCCACCAGGCCACCUGACAGCGCUGCAGAUGUUUAACAGGACCUACAAGCUCUAUUCCUACAGCUACCUGGGGCUAGGACUGAUGUCAGCGCGGCUGGCAAUCUUGGGUGGCGUGGAAGGGAAACCUGCAAAAGAUGGGAAGGAGUUGGUCAGCCCUUGUUUGUCUCCUGGGUUCAAAGGCGAGUGGGAGCAUGCUGAAGUCACAUACAGGAUUGCAGGACAGAAGGCAGCAAGCCUCCACGAGCUGUGUGCCCGCAGAGUGUCAGAGAUCCUUCGAAAUAAAGUACACAGGACCCAAGAGGUGGAGCAUGUGGACUUUUAUGCUUUUUCUUACUACUAUGACCUUGCAGCCAGCGUGGGCCUCAUAGAUGCAGAGAAGGGAGGCAGCCUUGUAGUUGGAGACUUUGACAUAGCAGCCAAAUAUGUGUGUCGGACCCUGGAGACCCAGCCGCAAAGCAGCCCCUUUGCAUGCAUGGACCUCACCUAUAUAAGCUCACUGCUCCAGGAGUUAGGUUUCCCCAGGGACAAAGUGCUGAAGCUCACUCGGAAAAUUGACAAUGUGGAGACCAGCUGGGCUCUCGGGGCCAUUUUUCAUUACAUCGACUCCCUAAACAGACAGAAGAGUCUAUCUUCAUAGCAGCUGAGCCCCAGUUCCCACCCAGUCAGCUUUUUUGAGCUUGCAUCUCCAUGGACCCCUCCAUCCUGGAAGUGAUUCCAUCCUUGAGGAGCUACCAUACUGGCUAAGACUCUCCUUCCUCAGCCUGCAGUGGCACCUCGUACAGACUUGCCUGAGACCUGGUGGGAUCCCUUGCUGCCUGGCCCAUGUACUAGCCCUGUUGUGCCUCAUCUGGCCCAGGGGCAGGGGCUGGGAGGCCCCAGGCAUUCCCCCUGCCUUGCCUACAAGAAGGCAAUGAGCUAGACAGGGCCAAGGGCACACCCUGAGGUGGGCCUUCAGCCCCUAUCCCCAUCCCCUCUGUCUGCAGGGUUGUGGCUGCUUUUCCGUGCAUCCCUGUGAUGUAGAUCUUGUCUCCCAGCCCCUGCUGUUCCCUCUCCAGGGCCAGACCUCCACCUCCCCUGUGCUGGCCUGGCUGCUCUGGGGGAGCCAAGAAGAAAAAGUGCAAUCUCCAGGACAAAAGACUUGAGCAUAUUCAUCUCAUCCUCAUUGUGAACAGUGAACUCACAGGGAGGUCUGCUCCCCACUAGUGGGUAAUACUAGUAGGAAGAGAACAAAGAAGACUCCCUCUUCCAGAGCUCUCUAGGAAGGUAUUUCUGAUUGCAGAGUCCCCAGGUGUGAGCAGGGCUGAGUGUAAUCACUGUAAAAACACCCAUGGCCAUGCUGCCUGCCCUGGGAGUGUCAAGCACUUCUGUAUAAAACUAUGUCUGAGCCCCUUUUCUGGACACAACUCUGUGUCCCAGUGAAUGUAUUGCUGCUGUGAGCCAUUUGCAGACUAGCAGGGCCGGUCAAAGAUAUAGCCCCAGAACCACACUUUUUUGUGGCUCUUGUGCUCUCUACAGGCCAUAGCCUGUUCUCCUCAUCUGACCCAGGGGCAGGUUCUGGGAUGCCCCCUAGCACCCACUCUCUGGGUUGGAGCUGAGUGUGAAGCUUGGAUAUGGUUUAGGACCUGGUGCCUGAGUCCCUCAUUGUCCUUCAGUGAAUGUACAAUACAUGGAAUAAGCUGAACCUGUUGUGUUCCAUUCCAAAUAAUAAAGGUUUACAAGGGUUUCACUCCUCUACUUCCUCU
Messenger RNA from Dipodomys spectabilis (banner-tailed kangaroo rat), 2528 nucleotides. It is a transcript of the gene Entpd6, whose product is annotated as ectonucleoside triphosphate diphosphohydrolase 6. Gene Ontology annotation, molecular function: GDP phosphatase activity; UDP phosphatase activity. Gene Ontology annotation, biological process: nucleoside diphosphate catabolic process. Gene Ontology annotation, cellular component: membrane; Golgi apparatus. The transcript is spliced from 14 exons. Bases 56 to 1423 code for a protein of 455 amino acids. NCBI's taxonomy places the organism in Eukaryota, Metazoa, Chordata, Mammalia, Rodentia, Heteromyidae. The record is from RefSeq and is a predicted model, not a curated record.